Molecule: messenger RNA, 1754 nt
Organism: Austrofundulus limnaeus
Lineage: Eukaryota; Metazoa; Chordata; Actinopteri; Cyprinodontiformes; Rivulidae
Product: keratinocyte-associated protein 3
Source: RefSeq, a predicted model, not a curated record
UCUGAGGAGGCGUACUGUUUGGGUAGGACUGACUGAUCCAAAGAGCCGGGCUCAUUCAGUCAUUGGGGAGCUGCUGUCAGUCCAAACGGAUGGGGACCUAACAGACAUGGCUGGUGCAGAAAUGGUCCCUAUUUGCACUCAGUCUGGUUUCUGCACUCCUGACAGCAGCUUCAACCAUUGGGCUCUUCGUCUCCUUGGUUAGGGCCAUCGUUAAUGGUGGUCGAAGCCUCGUGACUCACUGCCGCUUCCCUGAUGCCAUUGGCCACUCUAACGUUGUCUACCAAUGUCCCUUUGACCCCACACGCAUCUAUAGCACCACUCUGAUUCUUUGGGUGCCUCUGAUUGUGACUUGUUUCAUUCAGCUGGUGUUUUCUGCCCGCUGCUUUGCUGCCUGCAUUUCUUUUCUGGGACUUCCUUGUUGCCCUACCAGGAGGCAGAGUCAUUACAUCAAAGCAGUCAGUGUAGAAAGACCGAUGAGAGAAGGUUCUCGUUCUCGCUACAUCGAACCUCCAAGACGUGUCAGUGAACAUAUAAAUGUCGAGGAUGGAUCUGUGAGUACCUACGUUGAACCAGCAAAUCUUUAUGCUGAACCUCCGAGAAGCUUCAACAGACAUCCGAGACACAACACCGUAUCUCCGAGUCUGCAGUACCCGCCUCCCCGACGGCCUCUGCCUCACAGACUUCAGAGUCUCCCUGCCUCAGAGAGACAGGCUCUCCGCCGUCCGGAUGGAGACAGGCCAGACACUCGGAGGUCGGGAACAAGGGGGAGCAGUCGAAGGACACAAGAGCAACCCCAACGUUUGCAAAGGGGUACAGCGGAGAGGUCCAGCAUCUGGAUCUAGCCUUAUUGAAUACGAGCUAAAACGUUCUUGAAGAAUUUAAAUCAUUGGAUUUUUACUUGUUUGGACAUAAACAAUUUCAAAGCUGUACCCUCGGAGACUGGAGGUGCCAGAACUGACGUGUGACUUUCCUGAAGUUCCGACUGUUUGCACUGUGUGCCUGACUGUAUUAGUGUGUUUUUGUAUGAGCAAAGACAACUUGAGCUAAACCUUUUAUACGCGAGGAAAUGAUGCCAGUUCUUAAUGUAAAGGGUUUUUGACAUUGUGAGAAGUAGUUUACAUUUCUGUGAAAACGUUAUGAAGAAUUAAUAUCUUACCAGGGUGUAAGUCUGACCGAAUAAACAAGCUAGCUGUUAGAAAACCACACAGCUUCCUGUGGUUUUAAAACUUUAAUCACACAAAUGCUGUUUUGUUGAUCUUUUACACCGUUGUCAAUUUAGUAAUAAAAAUAAUUUUUAUAGAAGUCUUUGAAUGAGCUAAUAACAGCAGCAACCCUUUUGGUGCAAUCUGCCAAUAAAGCUAGCAGGAAUUAAAAAUGUUUUUUUUCCAAAUUAGCUACAAAAUGGUAAACUGACAACAAUUAAACGUUUAAAUAGAUUUGUACGAAUUGUUGUGAAAUUUUAAAGAUUGGUUUUAAAAUGGUAAAAUUAGCUUUGGAAGGCAUUAUUUGUCAGUAUGGUCUGAGCCGACCCUGAUUCUUCCCUAAUUGUGAACAACUCCACAGUCAGAGCGCUUCACGAAAAACAUUUUUUAGGCCUUUUGUCUUUGUUGCAGGGAAAUUCACCAUAAUGUAAAGAACUACAGUAUUAAAUAGCAUUCACACAAAAAGCUCUGACAUUUUUUAGAUUGGAGCUGUUUUAAAGGCCCUGUCACACUAUAAUGUUUUACAAAACGUAUACUGACUUAUGAAAAGUU